ACCGCCUUGUACCGACGCUAUGUUGUUCCUAGCAUUGCUCUUCGGCCUUGCUGCUGGCCAAGAUGCCACCACCAGCGGCCAAUGGCUCAUCACCCUCAAUACUACCAUAUUCUGGCCUACAUCCACGGACUACUUCUACGGACCUACAACCGGCCCGGAUGCCUCCGUCGUCUCCUGCAACGCAGCCUGGAUAGAAUGGUCCAGACGCUCUACGGAGCUUCGGUCCCUAGGCCCCACCGCCACCAUCGAGUCCACCGGAUCCUACGCAACCAGCACCGGCGCAUGCCGCACUUCAGUCACUCAGGAAGCAUGGUCGAACUCCCACAACGGUCCUCUUACCACCCUUUGCGACGGUAUCCCGCGUGCGCUCGGACCUCUGGAAACAGCAACGGAGUACUACCCUGACAGCAACGGCCUCUGCUCCGAGGGCUACAAGAUCUAUACCGAAACCGAAACCCUGUACCGCAACCCGCCCGACCCAACCCCAGCCUGCACUCUCCAGACGAGCGAGUGCAUUCCGAUCUGGUCCACCUAUUCCAGCCUGGAAAGCUCCUAUGAUAAUUCAGUCACCACCUCCGCUCCCGGCGACACCCGAAGCCCUAUCCCACCCUACGACUGCCCCUCCACGGCGCGCUCGUACCCCGAAAAAAACCCUUGCUCGGCCUGCCACAUCCUCCCGGGCACAGCGACACUCUUCUACUGGCCCGUGACCACCGCCGACGGCGAUCUCUGUCUGCAGAACGGAACCACCGUCCCUCCCUCGGGGCCCAGCACCGCCAUCGUCAACGGCGAAACCUUCAUCUCCCCGACCGUCUACCUCUCCUUCACCUCCAUCUACGCCUGGAGCAACCGCCGUGGCCACCCGGGCUCUCAAUGCGGCGUCUCCCACACCAACGAGAUCCUCUCCCUCAACCCCUCCACCCUCUCCUCCGUCCGCCACCACCGCAACGCAAAAUACCCCACCGUCGGCACAGCCUACCCCUUCAACUUCGCCGAGUUCAUGCCCCACGACCUCGGCAACAACGGCACUCAAUCGCUGAUCCCCUGGCCGCAGUACCGCGGCGGCCAACAAUGCCCGCUCUACGAUCCGUCCUGCACCAUCAUCCGCGACGACUACAUGCCUUGGGUUCUACUGCCCGAGGAAGUCCGACAGAUCGACCCCGGUUGGUCUGUCUGUGAUGAGAGCUGGUACAUCCCGCCUGUGACUAUGGUGCCCUUGGAUAGGGAGGUGAUUACCGUGACCGCGACGCCAACGCCCGACGCGGAGGCUGAGGCCGUCUUUCGUGUUGCUGCUGCUGCUGCUGUGCCGAAAGAGGGGUCGCCCACUGCGACGCCGGUGCCGACAGAGCUGGGGUGGUGAGUCGCUCGGAUUGUGUUUUUGGUGCGCGGGCUGCUUCUGUGGAUAUGUGUUGCGCUUGCAUGUCUGUUCUUACGAAUAUACGGUAGUAAUUUUGCAAAUAUUGCGAUGGGGCAUCGCAAGCCAGUGCUAUGGCUGAAGAUGUGGCACAGGUAGUAAUGAGCAUGAAUUAUGAAAACUGAAGUGAUGCCAUUCUGGUGUUUAAUAUCUGAUUAUUUACCUAUUAUCACCGGGG
This is a messenger RNA of Aspergillus homomorphus CBS 101889, 1592 nucleotides long. RefSeq lists its product as uncharacterized. The transcript has 2 exons. The coding region runs from base 20 to 1360 and encodes 446 amino acids. NCBI's taxonomy places the organism in Eukaryota, Fungi, Ascomycota, Eurotiomycetes, Eurotiales, Aspergillaceae. The record is from RefSeq and is a predicted model, not a curated record.